AUGACGAGUACGGUGUUGCCAAUAUUGUGCCUGAUGGAUUGGCAUUCGCCGAAAUGUCGUCUGAAUGCACCACCACCACGAUUUGCGCCAAACUACGACGUCAAUAAAGCGCGAGCACAUGAGCUGGCGCGAAAUCGUGCUAAAUCUGCGAUUCAAGGCGAUGAAGAAGUCGCAGAGAUUUCCUCACCAGUAUUGCCUGAGUCUAACUCUAUGGGAGAAUCGAGUGAAUAUGAUGAUGGUUUGAUUUUUUCAUUUGUUUAA
This is a messenger RNA of Strongylus vulgaris, 261 nucleotides long. The record is from the annotation of a GenBank genome assembly. NCBI's taxonomy places the organism in Eukaryota, Metazoa, Nematoda, Chromadorea, Rhabditida, Strongylidae.